AUGGCACCUUUAAUCAAGAAGACAAACGGAAAACGUUCCGCUAAAGAAGUUAGCCAAUCAGAAAAGAAAUCGGCCAAAAAGCCCAGAAUUUCCAUUGAUUCGUCUGAUGAAGAAUUAGAACUAGCAAUAAACGAGGAUGUCGAGCCCUCCUCAUCAGAUGAUGAUGAUGAUCUAGAUGAUCUCAAUAGCAGUGGCGCAGUGGAAGACAAGAAAGAAAUUGAGGAAGCUGACGAACUAGAUAUUUCCGAUGAUAAUGAAGAGGAUGAAGACGAGGAGGACGGCAAGGAAGGAAAAGACAAAUCUGAAGAUGGUGAAGGUGGUAACCAUACAGAACAAAGAAAGUUACUCAAAGAAAGAAAGAUGCAGAGAAAAUCUGGAACUCAAGUGCAACAAAUUAAAUCCGUCUGGGAAAGAUUGCGUGUAAAGACUCCACCUCUACCAAAACAAAUUCGUGAGAAAUUAUCCAAUGAAAUUUGGGAGCUAUCCAAGGAUUGCAUCAGUGAUCUGGUACUAAAGCACGAUGCUUCUCGUAUUGUUCAAACUUUAGUUAAAUACUCAUCCAAAGAACGUCGUGAGCAAAUCGUUGACGCUCUAAAGGGUAAGUUUUAUGUUUUAGCCACAUCUGCAUACGGUAAAUACCUCUUGGUCAAAUUACUGCAUUACGGUUCUAGGACCUCAAGGCAAGCUAUCAUAAAUGAAUUACACGGUUCAUUGAGAAAAUUAAUGAGACAUCGUGAAGGUGCUUAUGUCGUGGAAGAUUUAUUUGUGCUUUAUGCUACUCACGAACAAAGACAGCAAAUGAUCAAGGAAUUCUGGGGUUCUGAAUAUGCUUUUUUCAGAGAAACUCACAAAGACUUGUCAAUUGAAAAGGUCUGUGAAAGUAGUGUUGAAAAGAGAAAUAUCAUUGCCAGAAAUUUGAUUGGUACUAUUACCGCAUCAGUCGAAAAGGGUUCCACUGGUUUCCAAAUUCUACAUGCUGCUAUGAGAGAAUACGUGAAGAUUGCCAACGAAAAAGAAAUUUCCGAUAUGAUUGAUUUGCUUCAUGAACAAUUCGCUGAAUUGGUACAUACUCCAGAAGGUUCUGAUGUUGCCUGCACUUUAGUGGCUAAAGCCAAUGCCAAGGAAAGAAAAUUAAUUCUAAAGGCUUUGAAAAACCACGGUGAAAAAUUGAUCAAAAAUGAGUACGGUAAUAUUGUUUUCAUUACAAUUUUAAAUUGUAUCGAUGAUACAGUUUCAGUAUUCAAGACUUUCAGUCCUACUGUCAAGGAGCACUUACAAGAGUUUAUAAUCGAUAAGUUUGGUAGAAGACCAUGGCUAUACAUACUUUUAGGUCUGCAUGGUAAGUAUUUCUCGCCUAUUGUCAAGAACGAAUUGUUAAGAUAUAUUCAAUUGUCCGAAGCCACUUCCAAGAAAGAGCCUUUACAAAGGAGACACGAACUCUUAUCCAAAUUUGCCCCAAUGUUCUUGAGUACCAUAUCAAAAAACUACUCUGAUAUUUUAACAGAGAACUUGGGCUGUCAAUUCGUUGUUGAAGUUUUGAUCAACGAUGAGUUGUACGCGCAGUUGAGUGAAAAGGAUCAAGAAAAGUAUCAACAAGUCUUACACAACAUUUUGACCACCUUUAAAGGUGACAUAACCGAAGAAGAGCAUCCAAUACACAGGGUAUUCUCUACUAGAUUGUUGAAGGCAUUAAUUCAAGGAGGUAAAUGGAAUAAUAAAGAGAAAAAGGUUGAGCCAUUGAAGAAUGUUCAAGGUUUAGGUGUCCCGUUUGCUCACAAAUUAUAUGAUGAAAUUAUUGAUUCCUCCAAUUUAUUGGAAUGGAUUAAUAAUGCUGAUAGUUCAUUUACGGUUGUUGCCCUUUACGAAACGUUGAAAGAUCAAAAGGAAGGAAAGGAAUUCUUGAAGGACUUGAAGGAAAUUCAAAGUAAAAUAACCUCCGAUCAGAACAACAAGGGUUCUCAUCUUUUGGUUAAAUUGUUAAAAUAG
Saccharomyces kudriavzevii IFO 1802 is the source of this 1986-nucleotide messenger RNA. RefSeq names its product Puf6p (gene PUF6). The transcript has a single exon. Bases 1 to 1986 code for a protein of 661 amino acids. The record is from RefSeq and is a predicted model, not a curated record. Lineage: Eukaryota; Fungi; Ascomycota; Saccharomycetes; Saccharomycetales; Saccharomycetaceae. Gene Ontology annotation, molecular function: mRNA binding. Gene Ontology annotation, cellular component: nucleolus. Gene Ontology annotation, biological process: regulation of translation.